GUUGUACAUGUAUCUGUACUCCUAUAGGCUCAAAAUUUUCGCCCUUUUGGCGCGACCAAUGCUGGAAAAUCAUGGAGCCAAAAGCUUCCCUCAAAAAAUUUCAACUUCAAUCCGCCAUUUUCAAAUGACGAUGAUGAAAAUGAUCACACUUUAUAACUUUUUAUUAUUUAGUUGGUCCGAAAUUUAGCAGAUAGUAAAUACCCCUUCCACAAACACACACAACAUUCUUACAUUUUUUUUUGUUAUUUCCUUUUAUUUUUUCUCCCGAUUUAUUGGAUACUAGAGCAAAUUGUUAUCUUGUUUUUCCUCUGAUCAAUCACUCUUUUUUCUUGUUAAUUCUCUCAAUUUGGUGUUCACUUUCUUAUUACGUGCAAGGAUUUUGGGUUUCUUGCAGAAGAUUUGGUGAAUCGAAGAAUAUUUCCUUUUAAUUCCUGAGUCUGAAAAUCUCAGAUUGGGUCGGUUUUCAGGAGGGCUUCGUAAAAUUAGGGUUAUUUUAGCUAACCUUUGGCGAAAUAUUUUCUCAUAAAUCUCAUAAAAUUGGAGGUUUCUGUAAGCGGCAUCUGGAUUUUAUUUUGGGGGUCGUGGGAAGUGGAAUUAGGGUUUUUGUACGGGCGCAUUUGAUUGGUUGGGAAAUGGUUGGUAGACCGCCGAGGAAAAUUGGGAUGCCGAAACUUAAGCGUUGUUCGGCGGCGAAAAUAGAAAUCGGGAAUAGCGACGGAGUUGAGCAGUCAUGCGUCGUCGCUAGAAAUCCCAUGAAGAUACAGAAGACGACAAAUGGCUGUUGUACACUUCCUAUUGCCCAAAUCGAGAAGACAGAUGUUGAUUUUUCAAAUUGUUGCCCUGCGACUGGAGUCUCGUCAUUCAAUACUGAAGAGAAUUCUGAGGUUCGGAAGUUUGCGGAGUACAAGCCUCCACUGUUGAAGUCCUCCAGAGGACGCAAACAGGUGCUUCCUGUGAAAUUCAGUGACUCGGUUUUGCACCCGUGGAAGAAAGAAAAAGAAAAGUCAGAGUCUUGUAAUGAUCUGAAGAGCCGUGUGGCUGAUAAAAAUGAAUGUGUUCAGGAUGCGCCCCUUAAGAAGAAGCUAAAGAAGAAAGAGGCAUCUGUGUCUUUUGGUGACAUAUACUUAGUGAAGAAACGACGGACAGAAAAGCAGUAUGGUGACUUCCUGUUCAAAAACGUUGUUUCUGAGCCUUAUCCUAGUUCUCGCAGUUCAGUGAUGUCAUUAAAUGAAGGACUUUCUUCUUUUUCGCCAAUGAUGAAAAAAGUUGAGAAGCAGAAUGGGCAAGCGGGAUUGAUGAAGCCUGUGAAGGAGAAAGUGGUUGUAAAAAAGGCUGAUUUUUAUGCGCCUAGUGAUUUUGUUAUGGGAGAUUUAGUCUGGGCGAAAUGUGGUAAGCAUUUUCCUUCUUGGCCUGCUGUUGUGAUUGAUCCUCUCUGGCAAGCACCUGAAGCUGUACUCCGAGCUUGUGUUCCUGGCACUCUUUGCGUGAUGUUUUAUGGUUAUUCCAGAAAUGGACAAAGGGAUUAUGCAUGGAUAAAAGCUGGAAUGAUUUUUCCAUUUCAUGAGUACAUGGACAGAUUUCAGGGGCAGACUAAGUUGCAUGGUAGUAAGCCAAGUGAUUUCCUUGCAGCUAUAGAGGAGGCAGUUUUAGUAGAAAAUGGCUAUGGGAAAUCAGACAUAGGAAUGGGGCGUGAAAUGUUACCUGUGGCGAAUAAAGGUGAUGUUGCAGAGGCAACUGGUUCAAAUCAGGAGUCUGAAUCUGGCACACUUUUCCUAAAUUGGCUGCCUAAAUUUACAACUCCAAAGACUUUCCUUCUCCCUCAAUUGUGCCGUUUGAAGUGUUAUCCAACUUCAUUUUGUCUCCCUGUUACAGGACAUGUAUGUUGUGAUGGUUGUGAUGUUUGGGUCCAUGCUGAGUGUGCCAACAUUUCUACUAAGCUUUUGAAGGAACUGAAAGGUAUGGACUACUUCUGCCCUGAGUGCAGAGCUAAACCGUCAUCUGAACUAUUGGCUUUGGAUAAUCAGCAACUAUCUCUUAGGCCUGCAGAGCAGCUUGAAAGCAAAAAACCGCCAGAUACGAUCACAGUUGUCUGCAAUGGCGUGGAUGGGAUUUAUUAUCCAACUCUUCAUUUGGUUCAGUGUACUUGCGGUUCAUGUGGUACAAAGAAGUGUGGGCCCAGUGAGUGGGAACGGCAUACAGGAUGCAGAGCGAAGAAAUGGAAGCACAGUGUUAAAGUGAAGGGUUCUAAUGUGAUACAGAUGGCACAGUACAAUUUAUACAGCUUCAGUUCCACGCGGUUGGAUAAGCGCCAGUUGUUUUCUUUUCUAAAAGAAAAUUACCAACCUGUUCAUGCAAAGUGGACUACUGAAAGAUGUGCUAUUUGUAGAUGGAUCGAAGACUGGGACUACAACAAAAUAAUAAUAUGCAAUAGAUGUCAAAUAGCAGUACAUCAAGAAUGUUACGGAGUGAGGAGCACUCAAGAUUUUUCUUUGUGGGUUUGCCGUGCAUGUGAAACCCCAGAAUUUGAGAGGGAAUGUUGCCUCUGUCCUCCAACCGAUCUUGAUGAUUUAUGGAUCCAUGUUACCUGUGCGUGGUUUCGCCCUGAAGUUGCUUUCUUACAUGCGGAGAAAAUGGAGCCUGCAGUUGGGCUUCUUAAAGUUCCUCCAAAUUCAUUUACUAAGGCAUGUGUUAUCUGCAAGCAGAUUCACGGUUCUUGCAUGCAGUGUUACAAGUGCACUACCUAUUUCCAUGCAACAUGUGCUUCUCGUGCUGGAUAUUGCAUGGAGUUGCAUUGCGACGAAAAGAAUGGGCUGCAGAUAACUAAAUUUAUAUCAUAUUGCUCUUCUCACAGGACACCUAGUGCAGAGAAUGUACUAGUGAUACUUACACCGGAUGGGGUUUUUUCCAACAAAAGUUUGCUGCAAGGCCAAUAUCAAGAACAACAUUCUAGAGGUUCAAGGCUAAUCUCAACAAAUACUGCCAAGUGCUCAGAUUCAUCUCCUGCUGAUUCUAGUGAAUUUGAGGAGAUGUCCGCGGCAAGGUGCCGUGUUUACAAUAGACCAAAUGUUAAGGUGAAUGAACCUGAAUCAGUUUUCCACCGCUUGAUGGGACCUCGUUGGCAUGCUCUAUGUGUCAUAGAUUCCUUAAGCUAUAAUCAUAAAUAUAUUGAAGAGGCGAUAUCUUCUACAUUCAGAGACCGAUUGGAACAUUUAAAGACAACAGAAAAAUAUCGGGUUUGCUUUGGUAAAUCAAGAAUACAUGGAUGGGGCCUCUUUGCUAGGCAAAACAUCCAAGAAGGAGAAAUGGUUGUAGAAUAUUGUGGUGAGCAAGUGAGGCGCAGCGUUGCUGACCUAAGGGAGAAACGGUAUGGUUUGGAGGGCAAAGAUUGCUAUCUUUUCAAGGUCAGUGAGGAAGUAGUAAUUGAUGCCACAAAUAAAGGGAAUAUUGCUCGCUUGAUUAAUCACUCGUGCAUGCCCAAUUGCUAUGCAAGGAUCAUGAGUGUGGGUAGAGAAGAGAGCCGCAUAGUUCUUAUAGCUAAAACCAAUGUCUCAGCUGGUGACGAGCUAACGUAUGAUUAUAAGUUUGAGGCUGACGAGCCGGAAGAGGUUAAAGUCCCUUGCUUUUGUAAUGCUCCUAACUGCAGAAAAUUCUUGAACUAAUAGAAAAUAAGGUUUUGUAUAGCUGCUUAUUGGAACUGACCCUUUACUUCAUGUAAGUUUUCCUUUUGUUUCCACAACAGUUUUCUUGGAUUUUUUUUUUUUUUUUA
Molecule: messenger RNA, 3766 nt
Organism: Striga asiatica
Lineage: Eukaryota; Viridiplantae; Streptophyta; Magnoliopsida; Lamiales; Orobanchaceae
Source: the annotation of a GenBank genome assembly